Odocoileus virginianus texanus is the source of this 3794-nucleotide messenger RNA. The record is from RefSeq and is a predicted model, not a curated record. NCBI's taxonomy places the organism in Eukaryota, Metazoa, Chordata, Mammalia, Artiodactyla, Cervidae.
GCGAGCUGAGUUAACUUGUGGCGGGGCGGAAGGUUCUGGAGCUUGAAGUUUUAGUCGUGGUGGAGGCAGCUGUCGGGAAACGACAAGAUGUCUUUUGUCCGAGUGAACCGUUAUGGUCCCCGUGGAGGAGGAAGGAAAACAAUGAAAGUAAAGAAGAAAACAUCUGUGAAGCAAGAAUGGGAUAACACUGUGACUGAUCUGACAGUUCAUCGGGCAACUCCUGAAGAUCUGAUCCGUCGUCAUGAAAUACACAAAUCAAAGAAUAGAGCAUUGGUCCACUGGGAGCUCCAAGAAAAAGCUUUGAAGAGGAAAUGGAAGAAACAAAAACCAGAAAUUUCUAAUCUGGAGAAAAGGAGAUUGUCUAUCAUGAAGGAGAUUCUUUCUGAUCAAUACCAGCUGCAGGAUGUAUUGGAAAAAUCUGAUCAUUUGAUGGUUACAGCAAAAGAUCUGUUUGUUGAUUUUCCUCACAGGCGCACAGGAUUUCUGAAUGUAACAAUGGCUCCGGAGUCCUCUAAAGGUCCCAUUGUGGUCAGUCAGGACCCUGUCACCCAGACCAUCCGUAGCGAAUCUGUUAUAGAGCCUCAGGCUCUUAAUGAAGUAGAUGAUGAUGAACAAGAAGGAACUGUUAACAGUCAGUCAGAAGAAAGUGAGAAUGAGUUGGAUAACUCUCUAAGCUCUCAGUCAAAUGCAAAUGCAGGAACGUUUCUCCACCAAAUAAAGGAAGAAAAUUCUGAGUUAAUUAAUAAACUAUGGACUGAUACUCAGCAGAAAGUAGCAACACAGUCACAAAUAACAACCUCUUCAGGAACUCCAUCAUCUGCUUCUCCAUCAGGAGAACAAAAAGCUGCAUUGAAUGCUGCCAAUGCUGUUAAGAGAAUCCAUACGAGGCUUCAACCUGAAGAAUCUACUGAGACUCUAGACUCAAGCUGUGUUGUGGGACAGGUGCUGAACUCAAGGAAGCAAAAACAGCUGCUAAAUAAAGUGAAAAGAAAACCAGAUUCAUGUGGUCCUUCCAAACAGAAGAAUAAUGUGUUAUCAGCCAGCACAGCCUCCACAGACUUACCAAGUAGCAGUAACCCCAGCCUGGAUGUCCUCAAACACAUGAUACAUGAAGUGGAACAUGAAAUAGAAGAAUAUGAACGGUGGACAGGCCGCAAGGUCCAGGGACUGCAAAAUAGUCAGGGUCUCACUGGCUUCACCCUGUCCCUCGUGAGCUCACUCUGUCGCCUGGUUCGGUACCUUAAAGAGAGUGAGCUUCAACUGCGUAAAGAAGUAGAGACAAGGCAGCAACUGGAACAAGCGUUAGGUGAUCAUCGAGAGCUCAUUGAUGCGCUGACAGCUGAAGUUCUUUUCCUCAGAGAAGAAAAUACUGCUACCCAGGCGAGACUUCAGCAGUACAUGAUCACAACAGAUGAGCAGCUUAUAUCACUCACACAUGCUAUUAAGAACUGUCCUGUGAUAAGUAACAAAGAAAGUCAGGCCUUAGAAAGGGGAGCCACAAGUCAGAGAAAUAUGGAUAAUCCAGAGGACCCAGCUGUAAAGGCUAGUGUCUCCGUGCCACUGAUGUUCAGAGGAGAAGACAUCGUUGAGUUCCCACAGGAAGAUCUGCCUGUCAAACUGUCUCAGGUGCCAAACCCUCCAGAAAGUGAGAACCUGGCCAGCAAUCUUCCAGGACAUAUAUUUGAGCCAGCAGUGUUGUUAACACCACCCAGGCAGAAGAGCAACUCAGAAUUCUCUCCUUUGCAGGACGUAUUGAGGAGGACUGUUCAAACUCGUCCUGCUCCACGAAUUCCUCCAACCAUAGAAUUAAUUGAAAAGGAACAAAAUUGGGAAAAGAAGACCUUACCUGUUGGCGCAGACAUUCAGAACUCAAGUGACGAGAGUCACCUCUUCACUCAGAGGUGGAGGGCCUCUCACAUGGGAGAAGACUUGCAGAGCAAAACCCAGGCUCCUUUUGUUAGCCUCUCACAACCUGUCUGCAGUUCGCGGUCAAGCAUGCAGCAAUCAAGAAACCCCACACUCUCAGAAGAACCCCUGGUGUUGGGAGAUGGGCAACAGCUUAGAACAAAUGAGACAUUAAUACAGAGAAAGGACAUCAUGGCACGAAUUGCAGAGUUGACCCUGCAGAAUUCAGCUAUCAGGGCACAUCUGAGUAAUAUUAUUGGUCCAAGGGGAGAACAAGGGGACGGACUUCGGGAGUUUAACAGACAGGAGACAAGUCACGCCAGUGACACGAUGGCUAAUUUUCCAGCGGUGCAACCUCUGACACCAAGUAGCAUGGAGGAACGGAUUGCAGAAUUGAAUCGACAGAGUAUGGAGGCUCGUGGAAAACUCUUGCAGUUAAUAGAGCAGCAGAAGCUUAUUGGCUUGAAUCCUUCCUCUCCACCAGUAUCACCUGUGCAGUCACCUCUCAGAGCAUGGUCUGAGGGAGGAAAGAGGACAAUUGAGGUGUCUAUUCCAGGAGCAGAAGCCCCAGAAAGCUCAAAAUGCAGUACUGUCUCUCCUUCUAGUGGGCUAAAUUCGAGAAGAUCUUCAGGGGCUGCUAGUAAUUCUUGUUCUCCCUUAAAUGCCACCUCAGGAAGUGGACACUUGACGCCUCUUAAUCCAAGAGCAAAGGAAUAUAUAGAAACUAAGUUUCUUACAAUGUAUCCAGAUUUUUUGCAAAAGGAAUGUUUCUGUGUUGGUAAUACAGCAAAAUAUAUUAAUAACUUUCCUUUGUUUGGUCAUAGCAAAUUGUGAGGAUAACUUUAAAAUCAUAAACAUUACGUUUGCAAAUGUGAGCUAACAUCUGUUUGAUGGGGGAGAAUGGUCUUUGCUAUUCUUAUUACUGGCUUCAGUAAUUAGACCAGAUAGUGAGUGCUUCAGUAAGUGUUGAGUAUUUAUAGUCCAAAUUAAUUGAUAGGCUCAGAUAGCCCAGUUGCCCAGCCCUGGAAGAUUUGUCUGUUCUUUGCUGUUUCUUACAUCCUAAAAAGAGCUUUAAUGGAAACUAUUUUAUAUAAUCUGCCCUUAAUUUCUGAAAUUUAGUAACAGAUUUAAUUUACCAAGAUCAAAUAACUUUUUGUUUUUUUAAAAAGUUGUAUGUAUGACUUGCAUAAAAUACUGGAUUGAUCCUUUUUUAAAAAAGUAGGCCUUCCAAAUCAAUAAGGAGAUCUGUUGACCAGGGAAUAUUUGGGAGUGUCUCGUUACAGAAUAAAAAUUGCUAGUAUCGAUAAUUUUUAGUACCAUUCAGUGGUAUAGGAUAACUUUGGUUCUUUGUACUUGGUAUGAAUAAUUGUAAAUCUUGAGUGGUCUUGUGCUCCUGAUUACUUUCUAAAGUCUUUUUGCAUCUUUGUUCAACAGAUUGAGAAACAAAGUGAAGAAGGCUGGUUUGCUCUUUCUACUCACAUGUCAUAAGUGAGGUCGAGUUGUAGAGUUUGUUUUCAGUAAUAUGUUCUUGAACUUAUACUCUCCUUUCCCUGCUCCUGCUAUCAAGUUUCUAUGUUUUUCUUUCAGAUAAAACUUAACAAAGAUCUUGUGAAUUAGCACUAACGGAACCAAGAAAUAAAGCAAUUAUUUUAAUUUCCGCCUUUUCAAAUAGAUUUCCGACAAGUAGCCUUGUGAAUAAAAUUUGACUAGAGGAAAAUUAAAAUUGUGUAUUCUAAUAAAUUCAAGGGUUUUUUCAGUAUUAUAUUUUUAUCUUUAUCAUCUUUAUUCAGAAUUUUUUGGUCUAGUAUAUCUUAAAUGUUGUUUAUUUUUUCUGAAGAACUAAGUUGGUUUUCAUGUAACUUACAAUAAAAUGCCUCUGUGUGACUAAA